Lactuca virosa is the source of this 372-nucleotide messenger RNA. NCBI's taxonomy places the organism in Eukaryota, Viridiplantae, Streptophyta, Magnoliopsida, Asterales, Asteraceae. The record is from the annotation of a GenBank genome assembly.
AUGGGUGAAGAAUUUGAAGAAUCGGAGGUAAUAUUUGUGGAAGUUGCGGUACAAAGCAAACAAGAUAAUCAUUACAACGUUGACAUACGUCAAGGUAACGAGUUAAAGAGAAAACAGAAGAAAAAGAGGAAAUCUUCAAUUCCAAUUAACAUUCCAGAAAAUAAAUUAAACUUACAUGAAUAUGAAGAAUCGGUAGAUGAUUCUGAUUUAUUUGAAGAAGAUGAUGAAAGAGGUGAGAGAAUAGUUCCACCUCAUGUGAUUUGGCGUAGGAGAAUCGUUGAAAAUGUUGCAUAUUCAAUAUACACAGGAAGAGGGGCGACCUUGAAGAUAAGAGAUUUUAUUCUAAACUUGACGGGAUUUCUCGAAAAUUGA